Messenger RNA from Porites evermanni, 9714 nucleotides. The record is from the annotation of a GenBank genome assembly. NCBI's taxonomy places the organism in Eukaryota, Metazoa, Cnidaria, Anthozoa, Scleractinia, Poritidae.
AGUGACGGGAACCUUUUACUGAAAUGGCUAUGAUAAAGAGACAACCAUCAGUGUUCCGUUGCAAGCUUCACUUGCCGACUUAACUGCAUAUCCAUUUUCUACCAUGCAAUUUUUCUGAUCUUUAUUAUUCUAGAUAUUUAUUUUAAUACCUAUUUUCUUAGCAUCAGAUUCUCACAUGUUUAUGUGAAUUCAUAUAGUUUACUGCACAUGAAUUUAUACCAGCUAUACUCCAUAUAUAGUGUAGCUGAUGCAUUUCUGCAGGGUAAAUAGAGGUUUUAUCUUACAUUGUAUCUUGUACACUGAUGCUUGUCAAAUGUAAGGAAAUGCGAUGAAAGGGUUUAUCUUUUUGUAUUAUGAGAUUGUCUCAAGAUUGUUUUACUUUGUACGUUUGUUUUCAGGUUGACAAAAUAAAAGAAAUGGCAAGGCAGCUGGCAGCACUUCCAAAAAAACAAUUUGAGAUGUAUCGUACCAAGAAAAUUCUCUCUAGUGAUCACUCUUUUCUGCGGCCAGGCAGCAAUCAAGUUGUCAAGGACAAAUUAAGCACUAGCUUCGUCAGUAAAACUUUCAUUAGUAAUGUUGAGAAGGAUUUAAAUGUUAUUCCAAAUAUAGUGGAUACUCCAAUUAGUGGUUCAGACAAAGUAGAUAAUAACGAAAAACCCAAGACAAACAAUAAGAAGAAAAGGAAGUCAAAGAAAGGAAAAGCUGCGAGUUCUGUUGUGAAUGGUGAAGAACCACUUGCUGCCAAUUUUGAUGCCAAUAGCACAGGAAAACCACUUACUAGUGCUGUUACAAGUGAAACAGGGAAACCAGGCAGUAGUGACGUGGACAUGAAGUUCAAGGUCUCUAGCUCUAGAAAUUGUGGUCCUCUUUGCAUCAGUAUGAAUACAAAUUUAGUAGCAGACAUUUCAACUGGGCAAGAGUUUGAGUCAGGGCAACAUUUCAGCUCAAACAGAACAGAUGUAGCAUCUUGUGGGAGCUGUUCAUCCAAUGAUAGUGGAAUUGUGACACCUAAAGAACUGUUUGUAAGUGAUGAUGGAAAGGAAGUUGAUUCUGGACUGGGUAAGGUUGUUAUGAUAAUAAUAAUAAUAAUAAUAAUAAUAAUAAUAAUAUACUACUGCUACUACCACUACUACUCUUUAUAAUGAUGGGAUGAUGUUCUGAAAAUAUUACUGGAUUGAAAGGCAAAAAUAAUAAACCUUUUUACCAAUAUGGCGGCCAUACUGAAUUUAUUAGAUUUAAGGAGUAUUAUGGGAUGCCCAGAGGGCACUCACUCAGUAUUUACGCGUGCUUUUCGAGCAAAAAGAGAACGUCAUUGUAUAUUUCAAGGGAAAAAGCAAUCAUUAUUACAUCCAAACACAGCACAACGAUCUUUUUUUCCCAUAACAAUCUUUUUCUAGGAAAACUUGAAGAAGAAUUGGUCCGAAAAGCGUGCGUAAAUGCUGAGUGAGUAUAUCAGAUCAUGCUCAUGUCCCCUGGGCAUCCCAUAAUGCUCCUUAAAUCUAAUUCAAUAUGGCCGCCUUAUCGGUAAAAAGGUCUAUUAAGUGGCUCAUAUUUCAGCCAUAUCCUUUUCCCUUUCUUACUUAACUCAAAAAGUCAAAAUAAUAUCAUAAUAUUAUUAUUAAAGCUAACUUAUCAUUUAUACAGUCAUCAUAAUAAUAUAUGAAUGUUAUUAAUUUAAGGAAUAGGCAUAAAACUUAAAGAAAAACAUUCAGUGUUCUAAACGUGUUUAGUGUAAAUCGAGCAAGUGUGAAUAAGGUAAUGGUCCAUUACAACAGUUCAGUCUUAAGGUACUCAUACCAUGGGUUGCAUCUAAGUGUGGACGCAAGACAAAGCAACAUGUUCUGAUAGGGUGCCAGACAUGACGUGUUUUACUGUCAAACAUUUGAAGUUUGACAGCCGUUAAAGCAAACUGUCGUGCCAAAGGUUUAAGUUGUUUCUAUGUUUCUUAUCAGUACUUUAAACACCACACAGUUGCUUUUAAGAAUUGUUCUUUGGAAUAAUAUUAAAAUUAUUAAAAACUCCAGAAACUCUUCUCAACAUCUAAAAAUUCUUGUGAUGAAUAUUUUGUUGAGGGAAAACAAAUCAAGUCAACAAACAGCCACCUACGUACUUUGAACAUUAAUGUUUGAUGCCACCCCAAACUUCAAAUGUUUGUCAGCAAAACAUGUGUGCAUCACGCAAUUAGAACAUGUUUUUUCAUCACGUGUACUUGUUUAGAUGUAACUGACGGUAUUUCCUUCAAAAUCAAGUUAUUAUAAUUGCUGUUAAUAUUUUUUUUUUUUUUUGAGAACCAGAAAUUUUUAAGUGUUCUACUAAGAUUAAGCAAGUGCAACAUUUUGUGUAUUUGCAGGAUCUUAUACUUCUCCUGUUUUCUCCAAAGAGCCUCCAUUUGGAUUCCCACCUUCAUCACAAAAGCUUUUGGAAUCUGCUUUAGGACUGUUGCCAAAUGUGGCACUUGAAAAGGACGAUCCAUCAAUUGCUGCAGAAAAUUCUGAGAACAUUAAAAACGUGUUUCAGCAAUCCCACAAUUUAGGAAAGGCUGGUCAUAUUGAUAAAACUUCAUUGAAAAACAGAGGUAGUAUUUAUACUACUGCCAUAGAUGAUGAUCCUGUCAGUGAUGUGUCAGACACCAAAGAGGUAUGCAAAGACUUUGUUGUAAUUGAAGGGGAUUCUGUGGAUGGCGAUGUUUCAAGUUCCUCUGCAGUGGAGGAUGAGGGAGGGUGGCAGUCUCAAACAAGGAGAUCUCACAGGAGAAAGAAGAAGGAGCUUGCUGCAAGGACAGGCAAAGAAACUCGGAAUCACAUGGAGAGAUUUCAGGGAAAAGACUUUCAUAAGCGUCAGCCUGAAAAUCAGUUUAGGAAAAAUCAUCAUCGGAAGAAAUCUGUUGAUGAUAAAAAGAAUCAUAGCAAGGUAUCAGAUAAAAUGUUGCAGAAUACAGAAAACAAAAAUAACAAUGUUAUAGUUGAAUCUUCACCUGAAUGUGCCAAGAGCCAUUUGCAUGAAAACAUUCCAAAAGGCAAUGAGUCAAGGGUCACAAAUGGACUAAAUGAACCUUCCAGUGAUAAAACUAGUUCUCAAAAGGAAAAUGUGACAACUCAAAGAGUAUUGUCUUACCGAGAUGCUUUACUCAAAGCCAAAAGAAAAGGUAAGAUGUUAUGUUUUAAAAAAUCCACAAAUAAUAUGAGGGCUUUCACUAAUAUCUGAAGCCAUGUACUAUGAGCAUGACUGCUUCUAUUUUUGUUCAAAAGCAAGAGGAACUUACAACCAAAAGUAAUUCCUAGCUGUUCAAUUCUCCACCUACUAAUUAUUAUAGUGCCUAGAAACUUGUCAAUCUUAGUGACAUCCCUGUAUAAUAGUAAUUAUUGUUAUUAGUGUAGUGCUUCUUACAGACCACUCAAGCAUCGCGAUCACAUAGGGAUUCUCCCGAUUUUGCUUGAAAAUCUUGAAUCCCAACCAAUAUGCGAUCAGGACAGGAAAAAUCCGAAUUUUGACAUCUGUUAUUUUCAAAUGUGUGUUUAAUGAUAUUUAGAUUUAAAAAAAAACUCAAGCCAUGAAGGUCUGCCCAGUGAGAGCUUAUACCCUAGUUUCUGUACAUGUGCUAUACGUUAUUCAUGCAAAAAAAAGUUUUACAGCAAAAUUGGUUAAAAGGGAAACAGUGGGAAUCUUCAUUUUUUCUUUAACCAGUGCUAUCUUGGACACUUACCAUAGAUCUGAACAAGCUGACCAGAUUAGCCCAUUUACAAAGAGAACACUACUGCAAAUCUGAACUGCCCAGCCAAAUAAGGCUAUUUCAUAAUAAUUCAGUGUUAAUUUUUCAACCAAAACUCUGGAAAAAAGCUUAUUUCAUUUUCAAGAUGACCUGUCAAGCCAAGUGUACAGUUGAUACUAUGAGUGAAGCAAAAAAUGUUCAACACUCGUUUUCAGUACUAUUAUAAGCUGUUUUUGGAGUGAAUGCAGCAAUUGGUAUUUUUACUUGUAAACUUCACACAUUGUUUUAUUCCUUGAAAUUUGGUUCCCACUCCAUGGCCUAUAUAUGAAGGUUUUCUAAAAUUGUUAGAAAUUCCAAGGGAGUUGGUCUGAAAGCCAACAUUGAAUAAUGAAUGAAGUUCAGAAAACAUUUCCAGAGGAGUAGAGUGUAAACCAAAACCUAGUCACAGCUUUGGUCAAGAUUUUCUAAAAGAAAAACCCUCUUAUUCAGUGUUACGUAAUAGAAUAAAUAAAAUGCAAUCAAAAGAGUAAACUGCCUUGAAACUAUCUCUCCUGUUAAGUUUUUUUUUAUAACUUAACAGAUGGUCAAACAAGGCUACAGAAAUUGAGCCUAAUCCUUGAGAACCACUGCCUUGUCUUGAACAUGCAAAUCAGUGGGGUUAAGGUUAGGUACAGUAGUGGCAAGUUUUUAAAUUGAAUUCUAGGUCCUCUGAUUUGACUGGGUCUUUUAGUCACUUUGAAAGGUCACCUCUAAUGGAUGAUAAAGCUACUCUAAAUAAUUUUCAUUUUCUCUUCAAUAAUUGCCAGACAGAUUUCCUCAUCUGGUAUUCAGUUAUUCCCAGCACUAAACCAUUACCCUAAAACUGUUAAAAACACUCAGUCAAACAAUUAAAACUGUCAUGAAAAAAUAAAGCCCUCAAAUGGAGUUCCAGGAUAAAAUAAGAAGUUAAAUUACAGUCAACUCUCUCUAAGACAGACACCUUUGGGACGGGCACGAAGCUUUCGUCUGGGAUUGUCCAUUUUACUGAGGUGUGCACAGGUGUUAUAGAGGUGCUUGUUAAGAGAGAGUCGUCUCUACUUAACUAUUUACUUAUAUGUAUGUGGGUCUAUUGUUUUACAAAACCAAUAAAUACUCUUUAUUUCAAUAGUUGAGGGACCUGAGAGUAGUGACAGUGGAGUGGAUGCUAAUAGUGUCAGCUCAUGUGACCUUAGUAUUGUUCAGCCUGCAAUGCAGACUAAUGCAUUUAACCAACAGCAAUGUGUUGAAUAUUUACGAAAUGGUGAGUAAAACUCCUGGGCAACUCAAUGCAAACCCUUUUUCAUUUUUGCCAAUAUUUAUAUGGCAGCUCAUUUAAACUCUCCCAGCAGUUUGAUGUAUGAUCCAUCUCAGGGCAAUCUGCCACUGAUUUCAGCUUGCUUCUAACAAGAUGCAUUUGUGUUGGGGGGGCGGGGAGGGGAUUCAGGGAAACAAAGCCAUUUUUACCAGUGGUAGGUUUUGUAUAUUCUGUUUCUUCAUACAUACAUGUACUACUGAAAACCAAGGAUGUUACAACUGGAAUGAAGCUUCUUAAAAAACUUUUUAAUGUAUGGUGUUAUUAUAGAUCUUUAAUAUUACAGUGGAACCCUGUUAACACGGGCACCAUUGGGCAGAAGAAAAAGUGGUCGUAUUAACAGGGUAGCUUUAACUAGGGUUGUUUUACAAGAAAAUGUAUGGCAGUUUUUACUAGGCAGCCCAAAAGAAGUGGCUGUAUUAACAAGGUGGCCGUAAGGCAGGGUCCACUGUACCAACCAUUUUUUAACAUAUGCUAAUCAAUAACAUUGUAGCUUGGUAAACUGGUAUUUGACUUUUGCAUUUGUCUUGGACAGUGGAUCUGUUCUUGUAGUUGCUAAUAUAAAUUGAGGUAAAGUGAACAUUAAAUAAGUAACUCCUGAUUAACUUAUAUGUAUCAUGUUUAUUUUUCUUGUUGUUUCAGCGUGGAAAAAAGUUAUGUCAAAUGCCAAGCAAGGUAAGUACAAUAGAUGUUGGAAUAAAUAAUUUGUGUGUACUGUUAUGAGAUUUACAACUGUCAAAUAUAAAAUAUCCAGACAUUUUGGGAUGCCAUCGUAGUUUGGAAAGCCAUAGAAAUUGGGUUAUAACAAGGAUACUCUUAUCUUAAUGGAAACAAUAAUUUACAGUGUUGAGGAAACUCACUACACUUGUUAGUUUUGAAGAUAAUUUAUUACAUAUGUUUUGGCAGUCUUCAGUUAACUGUAACUUAGAACGUUAACAGCAUUUAUUUGCUGCAGCAAUGUUUUCAAAAGGCCUGAGAGGGUUGUGUGUUUCCUAAUUUUUUCCACUUGCAGGACAUUAAGGCAAUGUACAGUAGUUGUGUUUUUAUUAAGGCCAAGCCAUGAAAUACUUGAUGGCAAACUUUAUUUUGUUUUCUCUCUUUCUUUUCAGGUUUAGUUGUUUAUUUCAGUGUGGAUACAGAUCCUGUGUUGUGUGAACAAAAGCGUAAAACGCUUGCAUCUAGUAACCACCCUGAUAAUUCCUCUAAGAUAUACAAAGCUAAGUAACACCACUAUUAGCACUAAAAAAGGUGACAUUCAAAUAGGCAAAAUGCAGUGUGUGAAUAGGAAGGAAAUCCAUGGUUUGGGGCUUGUACUCCCAUGUCUUGCUGGGGAAGGAAAUAUUAAUAAUAUUUUGAGUGUGAAAUAAACUCUCCAGCGUGCACGUUAACCUAAAUUAUUGUUGUACUGGAAUCCUGACAUGUAGUUUUCAAUUUUGCACUCAAAUGUCCAGUCAGUUUGUUUGUUAUGUUAAAUACAGUAAAAACCCACGAUUAAGAACAUGCAUUUUCCCAAGUUAGCCUAAACAGAUGCUCGCGUAAAUGGUAUAACACAAAUUUGGGCAGUUAGGUUUUUUAAUAGGUUCUUAUUAAAUUUUGUUAGCCUGAAUUUCAGGCGAUUACUUCAAGUUGUUUUUACUCCCUCAGUAAAAACGACCUGAAGAAAUCAUCUGAAAUUCAAGCUAUAUUUUCUUAAGAAAAAAAUUUAAAAAAUUUGUUGUAGCUAAGAGCAUUUAGUGGUAUAAUCAGCUUAUUUCUUAUAUAAAAUCUGCAUACCAUUACAUUGCAGUUGGAGUUAAAAUGCACCUAUGUCCUCAAAGAGGAUCCUGAAAGUUGACUUAUCCUACCCAAUUGUAAAGAUUUUUUUAAAAAUAAGAACCUGUUUCAAAUUUUAGGCUAAACAGGUUAUUGUAUAGAGGGGGCCUAACUGGCAAAUUUUAGGCCAACAGAUUCUUAAACACCAGGGUUCUUAGUCGCGGGGUUUACUGUAUUGUCAUAUAAAUGGUCUUACGUCUAAUUUCUACUAAAGAAUCAUCUAUUUUUCAUAUAGUCUUCUAAGAAUUUAUCGAGUGGUUGUUCAACAUCAUUCAGAGUUUUGUAUGUUUUAAUCGUUUAAUUUAUUUGAAUGCCUCAUUCUAACAAGCACCAUCCACUUCAACUGGAAAAAAAGAUGUAGAAAAAGUGGAUUGGUGUAAUAUUGAUCCAUUCUGAUUCGUUUUUCACAUCAGUUUGGCAAAUGUUUUCUAUCUUGAGUUUAUUUGAGUCAACUGAAAACAUCUAGUUAUAGUACUUUCAUCAUGGAAGCAAGACAGUUAGCGUCCUUUUCUAUACUUUCAUUGCUUUCCAUUUUGCAAGAAAAAUUUAUAUAUUUUCAGAAACUCCUCCGGGACUUUCGAGAAACGGGCCCCUGGAUUGUGAUAUGAAAAUUUGUAUCGCAUUAUUUUCAGCCAGUGUAUAUCAUGAAAAAGACAACUGCUUAUGAUUAACUGUUGCACAUGGUACUUUUGCAGCAAAAAAUAGGAGGGAUCGUGACUUUAAAAAAAGCCUUUGGCGCAUGGAACGCUUCAAGGCUAUGAUCAAUUUUGGCGCAUGAAACGCUUCAAGGCUAUGAUCAAUUUUGCCACAGCAAUAGUAGUUUUUUAUGCUAGUUUAUAAGGUAUUUGUAAUUUUGCAUCAAUUUGUGCCAUAAAAAGUACAAGGUAUCUCCUUUUCUGCUUCUCAGUGCUUGACUAUUCAGCAAAUUCUUCUCAAUUUCAACUUUUUGGUAGUACAAUAGUGUUAAUGACUAAAACAAGGUAAUAUGUUUUUUCUGUCAUUGACCAUAGGAAUGUGAAAGAAAAAAUUCCAGCAGCAUGUAAUCGUUAUUUAUUUGUCGCUAACGAUAUUUUGGUUUUCAAUUUUCGUCUACAUCAUGUUUGUGAAGUUCUGCUUGUCAUGUCUUCAUUCUUCCACAGUGUAUUCUCUUUUCUGUUGAAAGCAAAAUAGAGCAAAAACAUUUUUCCGUAUGGUUAUUUCAGCUGUUCUUCUGUUAGAGCAUUUGAUGCUCUUGCCAACAUCAAGACACUAUUAACUUAUUUGUUCAUUGUUUUCCAUUAGAUUUUAUUAUUUUUCUGAAGUGACUUAGAUUGUUUUGACGAUUUUUGUGCCUUAGCUGAACUCUAUUUAACUAUUUUAGCAAAAGCGGCCAAGAACGAAUUUAGGAAAAACGUCAAAUUUUAUUUUGCAAAUAAAAAAAUUAAAAAAGGAAGAAAAAUUAAACAGACAUAGCGAACUUUUAUUUGGAUUAUUUAAGAUUGAUAUUUCAGCACGUGAUUGCACUUCGUCCUAAAUCAAUUAAUGAGUGGUUGCAGUCGAAAAUGAAUUCUAAGCUGAUAAACAGUUUAGGAUAUAUAUUUUCAAGCUGUGCUUGAGUACUUUAAAAAGUUAUUUCAUCUGGUAAGGGGAAUUUUCUUGAAUUAAGCUCAGUAAUUGCCGAUACCUUUGAAGCGAAAACGAAAUCAUUCGAUACAAUUUCAUAGGGCGGAAUGAUUUUUCUCUAAGUAUUUUUUAUUCAACAUGAAAUAUUAUUCCUUCACUCGUCGCAUGCGUUUGAAGUUUUCACUCUAUUUUUGGUUUAUACAAUGUUUGAAAUUCAACUAGCCAUAUUCUACAUAUUCGUCGGACUUUAAAAUAAAAUUUUAUUGCCGAGCCUUGGUUGAGAACAAAAUUCUUUACAUUAACUCCGUGUUUAUUCCACCUUUCCUUUUCUGUAAAUUUAUUUUUGUAAGGCAUCCUAAGCUUGCGAUUUAAAAUGAGAUUUGGUGGAGAAAGUUAGCCCUGUUAACCGUAAUUGUACGGAAUGAAUUUUCGGUGAAACAGUUCCCUCGGUGAAUGUUCCGGUGAACAUUUUCCUCGAUUUUUAUGGAAAUUUUAGUUAUUAGAGAACCUUGGCAAAUACUGAUAAUUUCUUCUUUGUUUUUUUAUUUUAAUGAAACAUGUACUAAUGACGUAAGGGCCAUAUUCGAGUGAUAUUCCUGUGAACUUGAAAGACGGUUUUUCUGUGUGUUCCUUGUACCAGUACUCGAAAAGCUUUGCUUGACUUCUGGGAAAAAUUCCUAAUGCUUUUAAGUUUCUUAAUUGAAUAACCUACCAGAAAGCUAGGUACGUUUUGGCGCGCAUUUCAGAAAGCCAACCCAAAAUUCCUCGAGUCGCCGUUUCGCUAUUUAGAAAGGCGAUAAAAUGUCUACCUUUUAGUUCACAAGAAAGCAAUUCGUAUAUAGUUCUCUAACUAAUAUGCUUAUUGAGCGGUUUUCAGGCAUGUUGCGAAAAAAAAAACGGAAUUCUUUCUGUUGUACUUGGGAGUGAAUUUCUGAGUUAAAUUAAAAAGAUAGUUCUGAUUAUUGUGAUGUUAUGAUUUGAAAACCUGCUCUCUGGUCGAGGCAGUAAUUUCUUUUCCUACUCUUAUGUAUGUAAAGUGAACUAAGAAAACAAGCUUAUCCAUUUUUUUAAUUUCAAACUACCAGUUCUUUGCAAUAGUUUGAUAGGCUGUUAUUGUAAAAGGGCCAACAACUGGCUAACAAUUACUUGUAAUCUAAUUUAUUACUGAAUUGCACAAGAAUGCAUUUCACUGGGAUCAUUUGGUGUUUGAGAAUUGUGCAACCUUGAAAAAGGGUGAGUUUAAUAAAAAUGUUUUUGUACG